AUGGAUUUCGUCAAGAAGGCUAUGGGCAAGUCCGGCGAGAACCAGAACGAGUCCUCGGGCAUCCAGGGCAACCAGAGCACUCACGGCACCGCCCCUGCUGCUCCCCAGCAGGGCGGCCAGCAGGACGACUACGUCGACAAGGCCUUCUCCAUGGGCGCCAAGCAGAGCGGCCACAACAUCGAUCGCAACACCCAGGAGAAGAUCACGGAUACGGGCCGUGGCAUGUAUGAGAAGGCCUCAGGGAACCAGGUCGACCCCAAGUAUUCCAACUAA
Molecule: messenger RNA, 273 nt
Organism: Trichoderma citrinoviride
Lineage: Eukaryota; Fungi; Ascomycota; Sordariomycetes; Hypocreales; Hypocreaceae
Exons: 3
Coding region: 1-273 (90 amino acids)
Source: RefSeq, a predicted model, not a curated record